This is a messenger RNA of Brienomyrus brachyistius, 4676 nucleotides long. It is a transcript of the gene pfas, whose product is annotated as phosphoribosylformylglycinamidine synthase. Lineage: Eukaryota; Metazoa; Chordata; Actinopteri; Osteoglossiformes; Mormyridae. Gene Ontology annotation, molecular function: phosphoribosylformylglycinamidine synthase activity. Bases 219 to 4166 code for a protein of 1315 amino acids. Gene Ontology annotation, biological process: 'de novo' IMP biosynthetic process. The record is from RefSeq and is a predicted model, not a curated record. The transcript has 29 exons.
UUGAUAACAGACUGAUCAUCAAGCGUGAUAAACCUAAUUUUCCAAGUAAUAUCUUUUGAUUUUGCACUGUCUGCACUGAAUUUUCUCUCGCCGUCAAACUCUCGCAUUACUGACGGCCUAAUGUUAUUCAGCGGAACCGUAGCAGUCUUUAUCAGAGCGGAUUCCUUUUUCAGAAUCUCUUCAUACUCUUCACUGACUCGCCUUAAGAUCCUGACGCAAUGGCUGUGCAGCGCUUGUAUAGGAGGGAGGCUGAGCGAAGCCGUGUCCUGCAGAGAGCCCUGCUGCUCUUCCCCGAUGUGUCCAUCAGCACCGAACACUGUUACAAUGUGGAGCUGGCCGGAUCUGAUGGCCUUGGUCCAGAGCAGAAGGAGGUUCUCUGCUGGCUGUUCAGCUCCCUGUUCCUACGAGACCAGCUGGUGGAGGAACCAACCUUGGUGGCCAGGGAUGGAGAACAUCUGGUGGAGAUUGGGCCCAGGUUGAACUUCUCCACCGCGUGGUCCACCAACGCCGUAUCUAUCUGCCAGAGUGCCGGUCUCAGCCAGGUCACGCGAGUAGAGCUGUCCCGCAGGUUCCUCAUCAAGUGUGCGGAUGGUGUGACUCAGAAGCUGACCAAUGGAGACCUAGAGAAGCUGGUCAGCUGCCUGUAUGACAGUAUGACCGAGUGCAUCUACCCUCAUCCAAUCAGAUCCUUUGCUGUGGAGACACGCCCACAGGAGGUCUUUGAAGUGGACGUUCUUGGAGAAGGACGCGCUGCCUUGGAGAAAGCCAACGAUGAGCUUGGCCUCGCCUUCGACUCCUGGGAUCUGGAUUAUUACACCGCCCUCUUCCAGAGGGUCCGCAGGAACCCCACCAGCGUGGAGUGCUUCGACCUCGCCCAGUCAAACAGUGAGCACAGCCGGCACUGGUUUUUCCGUGGCCGCAUGAUCGUCGACGGACAGGAGCAGACGGAGACCUUGUUCAGUCUCAUCAUGGGCACUCAGCGCCAUAGCAACCAGAAUAAUGUCAUUAAAUUCUGUGACAACAGCAGCGGCAUCACCGGCGUGGACCUAGAGUUCAUGUACCCCAGCGAUCCGGCUCAGCCCAGCCUGUACGUCACCCGGUGUGCCACCCGGCACGUCAUCUUCACAGCGGAGACCCACAACUUCCCCACGGGAGUGGCUCCGUUCAGCGGGGCAACUACAGGUACCGGUGGCAGAAUCCGGGACGUCCAGUCUGCUGGCAGAGGCGGGCACGUGAUAGCAGGCACAGCGGGUUACUGCUUCGGAAACCUGAACAUUCCUGGGUACACUCUGCCCUGGGAGGAUCCCAGCUGGGAAUAUCCCAGCAGCUUUGCAUCACCUCUCCAGGUGGCCAUCGAGGCCAGUGAUGGUGCCUCGGAUUACGGCAACAAGUUUGGCGAACCAGUGCUUGCAGGCUUUGCCCGUUCCUUUGGCAUGAGUCUGGCAAAUGGGGAACGCCGGGAGUGGAUCAAGCCAAUCAUGUUCAGUGGUGGGCUGGGCUCCAUCGAGGAGCAGCAUGUGAAGAAAGAAGAACCUGAGCCAGGGAUGGAGGUGGUGAAGAUAGGAGGCCCUGUCUACAGGAUUGGAGUUGGUGGUGGAGCAGCUUCUUCCAUACAGGUCCAGGGUGACAACGCCAGUGCCCGGGACCUUGGGGCCGUGCAGAGGGGGGAUGCUGAGAUGGAGCAGAAGAUGAACAGGGCCCUGCGUGCCUGUCUGGAGCGACCCUCGGGGAAUCCCAUCUGCAGCAUCCACGACCAGGGGGCGGGGGGAAAUGGGAACGUUUUGAAGGAGCUGAGCGAGCCAGCCGGAGCCAUCCUUUAUGCCAGCAGGUUUAAGACAGGUGAUCCGACCCUCAGUGCACUCGAGCUGUGGGGCGCCGAGUACCAGGAGAGCAACGCGCUGCUGGUGCACCCCCCCGACCGGCCUUUCCUGGUGCAGGUGUGCCGGCGGGAGAAGUGCCCCGUGGACUUCGUGGGAGUGAUAACCGGUGACGGCAGGAUUGUGUUGGUGGAUGACCGUGACAACCCGGGUGAGGGAGGUGAUGCUGGGCUGCAGCCAGUGGACCUUAAGCUGGAGUGGGUGCUGGGGAAGAUGCCACAGAAGGAGUUUGUGCUGGACAGGGUGCCUGCCCCCCUCCUGCCCCUGACUCUGCCCCCAGACCUGUCAGUGCUGGAUGCCCUCGGCCGCGUUCUCCGGCUUCCCGCAGUCGCCAGCAAGCGCUACCUCACCAACAAGGUGGACCGCUCCGUCACAGGCCUGGUGGCCCAGCAGCAGUGUGUCGGCCCCCUGCACACGCCACUGGCCGACGUGGCCGUGGUGGCUCUGUCACCCUUCGGCCUCCAGGGGGCGGCGACAGCCAUCGGGGAGCAGCCAAUCAAGGGCCUGGUUUCCCCAGGGGCGGGGGCUCGCAUGGCUGUGGGGGAGGCCCUCACCAACCUGGUGUUUGCCAGGGUCACUGCACUCAAGGACGUGAAAUGCAGUGGGAACUGGAUGUGGGCGGCCAAGCUCCCUGGCGAGGGGGCGGCGCUGUGGGACGCGUGCCAGGCCAUGUGUGCCGCGAUGGCCCGGCUGGGGGUGGCUGUGGACGGCGGCAAGGACUCGCUGAGCAUGGCGGCUCGCCUGGGCGGGGAGACCGUGAAGGCCCCGGGUUCCCUAGUGAUCUCUGUGUAUGCUGUGUGUCCCGACAUCACUGCCACUGUGACCCCUGACCUGGAGGACCCUGAUGGGAAAGGCGUGCUGCUGUACGUCCCCGUGUGUUCCGGAAAAUUCCGCCUGGGUGGCUCUGCACUGUCUCAGUGCUACGGACAGCUGGGUGACAACAGCCCCGACCUGGAUGAUCCGGACAAGCUGUCCGCCUGCUUCAACGUCACCCAGUCGCUGAUCCAGGAGCGGCUGCUGAGUGCUGGUCACGAUGUCAGUGACGGUGGGCUCAUUUCCUGCCUGCUGGAGAUGGCUUUCGCAGGGAAUCGUGGGAUAGAGGUGGACUUGCCCUUCCAGGGACCAGGAGUCAUGGAGGUCCUGUUCUCUGAGGAGCUGGGGCUGGUCUUGGAGGUAUCAGAGUCCAACGCUGACAGGGUGUGUCAGAGCUACACUGAUGCCGGCCUCAUCUGCCACAGGAUUGGCAGAACUUGUGGAUUUGGGCCAGAAUCAAUGGUCAAAGUGCGAGUCUGUGGAGAGCUGGUCUUGUCUGAAAGCCUGCCCCGCCUCAGGGAAUUAUGGGAAAGCACCAGCUUCCAGCUGGAGAGGCUGCAGGCCAGUCUGCCGUGCGUGGAGCAGGAGGAAGCGGGCCUAGCCAGCCGGACGGCACCAUGUUACAAGCUGACCUUUGACCCCAAGCAGACACCCAGCGCCAAGGAGCUGGGGCUGGGACUUCCCCGGGUGGCCGUGAUACGGGAGGAGGGCAGUAAUGGUGACCGGGAGAUGUCCGUCGCCUUGUUCAUGGCUGGGUUUGAGGUAUGGGACGUGACCAUGCAGGACGUCUGUUCUGGGUCCACCAGCCUGGACCCGUUCAGGGCUGUGGUCUUUGUGGGCGGAUUCAGCUAUGCAGACGUUUUGGGCUCAGCUAAAGGUUGGGCAGCCACCAUGACCUUUAACCCCCACGCACGGGCGGAGUUUGAGCGCUUCCGGCGACGUGACGACACCCUCAGCCUGGGGGUCUGUAACGGCUGCCAGCUGCUGGCCCUGCUGGGCUGGGUGGGCGGGGGUGAUGGAGCUGAGACGGACGUGACGCUAACUCACAACCGGUCUGCCCGCUUCGAGUCCCGCUUCGUGAGCGUGACCAUCCUGCCAUCGCCCGCCGUGAUGUUCAGGGGCAUGGCGGGCUCCUGCCUGGGUGUGUGGGUCGCCCACGGCGAGGGCCUGGUACAAUUUCGGACCCCCCGGGCUCAGGAGCGUGCUCUCCAUGAGGGCCUGGCCCCUCUGCGCUACGCGGAUGACCUGGGGGCCCCCACUGAGGUGUACCCGCUCAACCCAAACGGCUCCCCCCAGGGGAUCGCGGGCCUGUGCUCAGCGGACGGCCGCCACCUGGCCAUGAUGCCGCACCCGGAGCGCACAGUGCUGCCGUGGCAGUGGGCUUGGGCGCCCGCACCCCUGCAGCAAUCCCUGUCGGCCUUGCCCUGGCUCAGCAUGUUCCGGAACGCCGCUGCCUGGUGCCAGAGCGUCCAGUGAAGAUGCAGGGGUGGGGUUCAAAGUUAGAAAACGAGUGUUAGAUUGAUGCGUGAGAUGCCAGCUUCCCACUGUCGCUGUUACUGAUGCGCCUCCCUGUAUGAGCAGAAACCUGCUACUUCAAUACAAUAGUAAUCCAGGGUUAAUAAUAUUAACUCCAUAUUAUCCAUAUUAGCUUUGGCCUGGAAUUUCCCAAAGUAAAUAAGGCCUAGUCUCAGGAUGACUGUUACUGUGAAAGCGGAGCUGUGUCUGUCUCCUGAUAUUAACCUGGGAUCAUGUAGAUUGUGCAAGGUGAUAUAGUUACAGCUGAUUCAUUUUCAUUUUACAAUGUUACUUCCUGUAUCUGUAAGUAGUGUAAGCUGUAGGCUCUGGAAGGGCAUUUAUAAGCAGGUGAAUGUGGAAAUUAGGUAGAUUGUCAACGUUUUCAUAGCCGUUUCAUAGUUUAAUAAAACAUUAGAGCAGCAAAAAUGAGAGUUUCUGUGUGUUUCGUCGUCCUAGGUGGGUCUCAGCUGC